AUGCCCCGCCCCAACGUCGGUCGCAGCGCCCUCAAGGCCGUGGGCCAUGGAGCCCUUGGCAGCGCGCUCGGGUCGCACGAGGUCAUGCACCCCAACCUCGGCCUGCACAGUGCCGCAGCCUCGGGCAACAUCGGACUCAUCAAGUUCGCGCUCGAAAACGGGCAGCCGGCCAACAGCAACCUCAACGGCAUCCUCCCGCUCCACGCGGCAUGCUCCGGCGGCAACGAGCAGGCGGUGCGGAUGCUGCUGCUGCACGGCGCAGAGGUCAACGCGCCGCGGCUCAGGAGCAAGAACUCGGGCGGCGGCGCGGGCGUCGAGGGCUCGACGCCGCUGCACUUUGCCGCCGCCAACGGCCACCUCGAGAUCAUGCGCAUCCUCCUCGAGGCCGGCGCCCGCCCUGCCGCCACCGACAAGGAGGGCACGUCGGCCGAGGCGCUGGCCGCAGGCAACGGCCACACCGAGUGCGUCAAGCUGCUCCGCUCCUGGAUCGCGGCCUACGGGACCAACGGCCUCGCAGGCAUCGUCUCGGCGCGCGACACGGUGCGGCGCGACAUGUCGCUGGGCUCGGUCGGCUAUCCGCGCUACGCGGCCGGCGGCCAGCCGUCCUCGUCGUCCUCGGCCGGCAUGGGCGGCGCGCUCGCUGCCGGAUCGGCCGACGAGAAUCCCGCCGCGAUGGCGAGGGGCGCCCGCAGCGGCGACGACAGCAUGCUGCGCGGUCAGCGAUCCUUUGACCAGCUCGCGCGGGCGCAGCCGGCCCACCGGUCCCACACCGCCGGCCGAGUCAGCGGCCACCUGCUCAAGACGAGCUCCAACCCGAACCUCAAGGGCGCGCCAGGCAGCACGGGCGACGGCACCGUCCAGCGAGCGCAGGCAGGCAUGUAUCUGGCCGGCCAGCCGCCGACGUCGUCGCCCACCGGCAUCAACCGGCGCCUGACGGACCGGAGUCCGAGCCCGCUGGAUCCGGCCGAGGAGUCCGAGCUCGCCUUCUCUUCGGCGGCGACGCCGGCGGGCAUCAGCGCGCAUGGCGUCGGAUCUUCGGCCACCGGCUUCGGGGGCCCGGCAGGCUCCUCGGGCGGCGAGCCGCCAGACUCUGCGCCCCCGCACAGCCCGAACCGCAAGUUCGGCAAGCUGGCGAGCAAGCGCAGCUUGUCCAACAUGCUGCGCAAGGCGACCGGCACGGACAAGGCGAGCGUCAGCGGCAGCAGCAGCGCCAGCAGCCUCGUGGCGGCGCCGCACGACCCCAGCACGCCCGGGCUCUCGUCGCGUCCCCCGCGCUCCGAGCAGAGGUCGUACGACACGAGUUCCUCGCUGGCCGACGGCAGCGGCAGCGUGCAGUCCGAGCGUAGGCCGACGGGCCUCGACGCCUCGCACCCGCGUGCCUACGACGACCACGACGACGACAGCCACCUGUCGGAGACGCCCACCACGGCACCGCACCACCGCAGCGCGUUCCCGGAUGCCACUCAACGACCCGACCCGGCCGCCGGCGCCGCCUACCAAGCCGCGUCCACCUCAGCCUCCACCUCGGCCCCUUUGCGGCAGCAACCUCGCUUGCGCGGCUCGGCCUCGUCGUCUGCCUUGUCGGCGAGCGCAGUCGCGAGGAACGCAGCGCGCGCCCGGUCCAGCUCCAACGAGCAGAUCGCCUCCGCAGGCCGGCACAUUGGCACCCGGACGCCCAUGGCCGGCAAGGCCUCGCUCGACAUCGCGCGCGCCGAGCAGCUCUACCCAGGCGCGUCGCACGGCCUCGCAGACGUUCGGCACGCCGACGGCGUCCAUCGGGGCGCGGGCCCGCAGGAUCACAGGCAGGCGACCGGUGCUGGCGGGUCUUUGGGCAUGGCGCGAGCGAGGCGGACGGGGGACUCGGCGGCAGCCGGUGCACUGCAAGAGCACGAGCUCAGCUCCGACUUUACCUCGAGCGACGGAAGCCUCUCGACCGACGCGCGCGAGCGUGCCGGGAGCCAGCUGAGCCAGCACGCUGCCCGGUGCGACACGUCGUUCGACUCGCGGACCGGCUCGCAGUACGCCCGACCGCUCUACGAGGCGAGCGACCUCGAGGACGACCAGGAGCUUCUCGGCGACACCAUGCCCAUGAGCCCGGAGGAGGCGGCGGGAGAGCACCACGAUGUCCACCACCUGCCCGCCGGUCUGCGCACGCUGUCGGCCAGAAGGGGCGCUCCGCGGCAGGACGCGAGCAGCAGCCGCAUGGCCGGGCUGGGCCCGUCGAGCUCGAACCCGUCGAGCCCGUCGGUGCUGGGCGACUACCGCAGCCGCAACCGGUCCACGAGCAGCGUCUCUGCCGUCAGCGCAGGAUCUCAGACUGGGCCCGUCGGCGCGGCAGCCAGCCAGGCCGAGGGAAGCAGCCACCUGCGAGACAGCCCCGGACUCCAGGCCGCCAGCCAGGCGCUGUCGAUCGCCGACGAGAUGGGCAUGUCGCAUCCGACCACGCGCGCCAACCGGUCCGGCUCGCACGCCGACAGCGUCAGCAGCCGGCCCUCGACGUCUUCGCUGCGAUCGACCUACCUCAGCGCCGCCGAGCAGGCCCAGGCGAUCCUCAACCAGGAAUCUCGUCGGCCCCACAGCAGCGAGGGCACCGAGACGCAGAGCGCCAGCAAGCGCGCUGGCUUCCACACCGACGUGCUGCGGUCCAAGACGGUCAACGAGUCGAGCCAGCACUCUGGGCUCAGGAACCUCUUUCUCGACGCGCCAACCACGCCGAAUCUCGAUCCCGGUGCCGGCCAUGCCCACAAGGCGCUCGGCUCGCCGCUCAGCCCGCGCUUGCCAGUGGGCACGGCGGGCGGCGACGGCGGCCAGAGGUCGAGGCCGACGGCGAUGGAUCGCUCGCCGUACGAGCAAACCACCGGCAGCGGCGGCAGCGCCGGACCGAGCCACAGUCGUGUGGCCGGCCGGGCCAGCGAGGAUCUGCUGCGCCAGCAGAGGCCGACGAUCCUCACGUGGAACUCGGAGGCGACGCUGACGGGCCGCUCGGACGCCUUGCCAGUGACGCCCGUCAUGUCCAACGGCCACUUUGGCGCCGACGGCAGCGGCAGCGGCAGCUCGCCGCGAGGCAACCACCGCCACAGCCCGUCGGCGCCCAGCCAGCUGUCGUCGUACGCCUCGCAGCACCACGACCGGUCGCCGAGCAGCGGGCUGACGCCAGACUCGAGGUUGGCCAGCGGCCACGGCAGCGGCCACGGCAGCGGCAGCGGCAACACGCCACCGGUCCCUCCUCGCAAGGACUCGUACCUCUCGCUGGCGGCAGCGGCGGCAGCAGCGACGCCGUCGUCUUCGUCCUCCAACGGCCUGCUGACGCCGGACGUGGCCGCCACUCAUUCGCAGCAGCGGUCGACGUCCGGCCCGCCCGUCACGGGCAGCGGCGGCCCACCACCAUCGCCGCAUCCGCCGACCUUGUCGAGCAAGGACUCGUCUGGCCUCGUCGUCGGGCUCGGCUUCGAAGGGUCCGCCGGCGCGGCACCACGGCGGCCUUCGCGCGACGUGCAGCAGCCGCAGCGGCCGUCGAUGAACAUGAUGCGCACCGCCACCAGCUCCACGAUCGGGUCGCAGAGCACCACGACCGGGCCCGAGGACGGAUCGCACCCGUACCACCACGACGACGUCGGCGGCGGCGGCAGCAGCAGCGGCGCGACGGGCAGCGCCAAGGCCAGUGGCGGCGGUACGCUGUCGGGCAAGCGCAAGCAGCUGGUGCGCAACUUCCUCUCGGGCAUCAAGAGCUCGGCCUCGGGCAGCGCGUCCAGCAGCCACUGCUGA
Messenger RNA from Pseudozyma flocculosa PF-1, 3765 nucleotides. RefSeq lists its product as uncharacterized. The record is from RefSeq and is a predicted model, not a curated record. The coding region runs from base 1 to 3765 and encodes 1254 amino acids. The transcript is spliced from 4 exons. NCBI's taxonomy places the organism in Eukaryota, Fungi, Basidiomycota, Ustilaginomycetes, Ustilaginales, Ustilaginaceae. Gene Ontology annotation, molecular function: protein binding.